GAGAGAAACAUGUCAUUAAGGUGUUGUCAAAAGGAGUACUGUAUGUGUGGGCAGGUCCCUAGGUUUGUGGUUUUAGCUUUUCAAAGGCGAGGAGCUAUUAUGGGCUAUGGGAUCAAGUUCGGGAAAACUAGGUUCUUUAUCUUGAAAAAUGGCUUUGUAACAGGAGGCGCCAAGGAGCUUAAGUACACCUAACUCGCACCCGGGAGAGAAAAUGACGAAAGUUCCUCAGGGGUUUGAUUUCAGUUUCCUAAACGAGGAAGAAGCCAGGAAGAUCCUCCUGGUACUGGAAAGAAAUGAGGAACUCCGAAGGGCAGAGAAGGACAGAAUCAGCAAACUUCAAAAGACAAAGAGGGAUAUCAGAUGGCUUCAAGGAGCAACUGGUGAAUGGUUUGAAGAAAUUCAAAGAAAGAAGUUUUGCAAUGAAACAGAUGUUAGCCAAAUGUUAAAACCACCGCUUACAUACAGGCUACGGAAAGGAAUGGCAAAAAAUGAUCCGAUGGAAUUACAAACAUCAAGAUCUAAAAACCUAAUGAACCAAAAACCAUCUGUUUCUCCCCGAAUGAGCUUCCGAUCAUCGUUUGCUUCACUGUUCUCCUUCAGAAGAUCGGGGAAGGAGACACUUAAGCUUCAGUCUCAGAGAGCAAAGGGGUGUGAUGACCCUGUGGGACCUCCAGUGUCUGUAAAGGAGACAACUGCAGCAAAAAUAUACAAUUCACCAGUUGCCAGUGCCUUUGUUCCUAAUCCAGCCACCAUGAGGGAGGAGAGUGGCAUGCCUCCACCCUGGGACUCUUCCCUGCUGGAGAGCGAGUUUUUCCAAGUUUUAGAUGAUUUGGACAGCAAGCUGGCUCAGGAACAAUCUGCAGGCUCAGUGAAUACCAGAGUGCCAUUCAACUAUGGGUCAAGAAUACAGUUCAAACAUUCUCAGUCAAGUAGGAAUGGGCAUGGUCAUACCACAAGAAAGCACCAGAACUACCAUGAUGAAACUUCCAACAUGUCCAUCUAUGACAUACUGAGACCAGGAACUCCUAGAGAAGGUUUCAAAACCUUUUCUCCUAGGACAAAGACAAUUUAUGAUAUGUAUAGAAGCAGGGAGCCCAGAGUCUUAAAAGAGGACUUUAUACAAAAGAAUACAUUUGGUAGUACAUCGUUAUGCUUUGACAGCCGGCAACGAUCAGCCUCACCAGCCACAGGGCGUUUUACUGCAAGGAGUUUACACUUUCCAGCUGAUACUCUAAACAAGAAUAGUUUUACACCAGUAAGGCACCAGCAAAGCCCCAAAAGAACUCCUUUAUCAUCCAUCAUAUGGAAUAGGUCAGAUUCUUCUAGAUAUAGGCAGAAUUGGGAAGAGUCGCCAGGGGCACCAUCACCAAUGGAUAUCGACCCUGCUGAUCACUAUGUGGCUCCUAAGUGUUUUCAGGAGAGUAGGAGGUAUGAGUGGUACCAUUCACAGAGUGCUUAUCAAGGCACCCCUCUAAAUGCCCCCAUGGAUGGUGCCAUGAGUCCUGACACAUUGGAGAACUCAGAGAAUAUGCCAUUCUACCAUCAGAAUAACCCAUUUGCAAAGUCUUUUUUCAGCAGUACCUUCAGAAAGAGUGGAGAACAGAGAUUUGGACAGAAUUCCUCUUGGAGCCAACAUGAAGAACAUUCUUUCUGGUCUGACUUACACCAGAGCAGGAAGCCAUUCCCUUCUGACAGGGACUUUGAAAUGAUUUCUGUUGAAGCAAACAGGGCACCAUCUAUUUAUAGCCAUGGUGUCCCUUCUCAACGCUGGAGGCCACAUUCUCCUAGCUAUGGAACAUACGUUUUCAGAGGUCAAGAGGAUCCACAUUGCUGGCGAUCUGAUCUUCAAACAUCCCCACUGGAGAGCAUGGACACAUCACAUGUCAAUGAGAACCAAUUUCUACCCGAUUUUGUCACACCACAUAGUUUUUCCAUGCCUGGCUCAAGCUGCCACAUUCAGUCUUCCAUGCUGAACUGUCAGCAGGGCCAUCGUCCUGUAGACUUAGCUGUAGAUGAGAAGCCACGCUUGUUUGGCAAGGCUCAGACUCUAGUAUCCUCCUUCAGAACUCCCUUCCCCCUGAUUCCUGAUGGCAGGAGGGAUUCUCUCCAGAAUUCCACAGUUGCUCCUGAGAAAAUAAUCCCUGAUAAGCCAGACUCUCUUCCAAUAAGAAACCAUACAGAAGUUACUGUGGCUGAUAGCCACUCAACUGGAUCGCUGUCUCUUACUGAAACCAAGCCCAACAUCCCAGUCACAGAAAUGAACACUGAGAAAGAUGUGAACGAAUCUUGUUCAGAGGAUGAACGACUUAACAAGGUGGGCCAGAAAAACAAGGCAAGUGGGUUACCCCAACCUAUUUCACAGGCAGAGAUCUUUAAUGAUUUACCCAGUUUUCAAAAUGCCCACUCCCAAGACUCAACCCAGAACUCCAGGUUUGUUUUUAAUGAUUCUGCCACAGUAAGUUCCAGAAGGUCACCCAGAGUCUUUUCCAGGAAAGGCACUUCCCAAAUGCAAACAACACAAAGAGAUAAAGCCAAUGAACUGAGCAAAGAUAAAGGCUUUCCUGAGAAUGGGAAACUUGACUCAGCAGCUUCCCUGAUUCUCAUUCAAGAACAUAGGACACCGCCAUCUCUUCCCAGCCCAGAUCAAGGCUGUCACCAGAAAACAGGAAGAAAUGAAGAUAGUUCAAGCAUCAUUAAAAAUAACCACUGGUGCUUUGAAUCCACUGUUACCCAAAAAGCAGAAUCCCCAGAGGAGCCUGCUAGUUUGGAUCUGGAGCGACAACAAUGUUCUACCAAUAGCAGCAGGCUGGCCUCCAAGCCCAGUGUCUCACAAGAUUCUUUAGAUGUGUCAUCAGGUGUACCCCAAGAUUCCUUACCAUUGAAUGAUUCUUUCCCUGGUGUUCUGUUGAUACCUUCUACUACAAGGUUCUCCGGGAGACUUUCAGACCAAGAUCCAUCUCAAGAAGAAAGAGAAGAAAAAGAUGAGGCUAUAGAGAACCAAAAUAGUCAGUUGACUGUGAAUUCUACAGAUAACCAAGAGAGUCAUGACAGUCCUGCACGUAUGCAUGAUGCUGUCCACUGCCAUCCAUACUCUCCCUUCAGAAAUGGGAGGGGGAAAGGAAGAGUAAGGCACCGUGUGUCCUGUAUUGAGAAGCUAACCAAGACAGAGAAUAGAGCAGCACCCACAGUCAAAGGCAGUAGCCUCACUGAGGACCAAAGUAGUGUCAAAGCCCCUGAGCUCAGCACAGUCUAUUGCACCUUGCCAAGAAAACCAGCCAGCUUUCUCAUACACAGCAGCCAGAAAGAAAGUAAGAUAAUGCCUGCUUCAAUUAGGAAUGGGCCAAUUCCAUUCCAAAUAAAAAACAAAGUGGAUGUUUCAACUAGGAAGAGCACAUCUGACAAACCCAGUUCUCCUAAGUCAAUGAGUGAUGCUUCAGAUUCCAUCGUGGGGAAGCCUGAAGCCACCAAGAAAACCACAAAUAUGAAAGUCAUUAAAUCAGCUUCUGUUAGGAAAGGGCCUCUCCCUUUCCUCAUCAAGAGAGCGAUAUCAUGUCCUUCAGGGGAGCCAGGUACCUUAGCUGAAAGUGGUGAAAGAGAAAAGUCACCAGUCCUGGAUGUGGAUGCCUCUGCUGUAAUGCCCAGACCUUGGGGAAGAAUCUUCAGUUCUCUGGAAGGUAACUCAUCAUUUAGAGAGAGCACUUUCUCCGAAAGACACAAUCAAGAGGAGCUUGUUCAAGAAGACACCAGGAAGGAUUAUGAGGUGCCUGCCCCUGGAACGAGCUCAUUCACCCCUUCAAACAAAACCCCCAAGCCUGUACAUGCAGACGCAUCAAGAAAAGAGAGCAAGAAAGCCUUACAUAAGUUGAAGACAACCAGCAUGUUCUCUGUUUCUGGUGAUGAAGAGAAUGUGAAAUGUCUUGAGGUGGUUUCAAUAUAUUAUACUCUACCAAGGAAACCCAGCAAAAAAUUCUGCAGCCUCCUUCAGCAAUAUGCUCAAGGCACAGAUUCACUUCGAGAUGCUUUCCAGGGAGAGACUGAAGCAUUCCCUAAUGCUUUGGGAAAUGAUGAGCUGAAUGGUCCCGCACGAGUGCAGUCAGGAAUACUUCCACUGCCAGACCUAAAGAUGCAAGUGGACUCUGCCCGAUGCUGUCUUUCUCACAGCACUGAAAAUGAGGCUGUCUCCCGACUGCCAAAUAGGAAGGCUCCCCAAUAUAUCUUGGAGGAAAUGGCUUCUGUGAGGCCAGAUGUUUCUCUUCAUAAAGGAGAACCUAACACCAAAGAUAUUUCCACAGCUAAAACAGUGGUAGAUGAUUCACUAGGUGAGAAAAAGAGAGGGGAGAAGUUCCCAAAACAAAUCCUACAGAGCUUGUUGCUGCCCCAGGAAAAAAGUGCUGGAGAAGAGAACACUCAAAGUCAUCAACAGCCUUCUAAAGGAGGAGACGGUGGGCCCCCUGGCCUUCCAGCCCACUCAGAAGGUAAUGCUGAAAAUUCCCAAACCAGAAGAAAUUCCAGAGCGUGUGCAGAUGUCACAGCUACUAUAUCACCAGGACACGGACGGUAUCCUUGGAGAGAUCACAUGGCUGUAGUUAUAGACGACAGUUCUAGUGGGUCACAGCCUAGGGAAGCCACUGGGACAACUGGAUCAGACUGCCGAAACCUGACUGAUAGAAUGCUCUCUGACUCAGAAAGGCAAGCCUUCGCUCUAACCCCAGCAUUGCAUAAGCUGCAGCUAACCAAAGAGGCCCAGUCACGGGGAGCAGAUCUGCAGCAAGAACCCAGACCGGCAGGAAGGCAGGAGACAACUACAGCAGAGACCGAGAAGGUUAAAGAUGAAGCACAAAAGUUGGCCUGGGAUCAAACUUUACUUCCUGGAGGAAAUAAUGACAAUGAAGCCAACAUGGGUGACCUAGAAACAAAAGAAAACAGAUACCCAGUUAAACACAGACUGACAGCCGUGUCUAACACAAGCAGAAAAAUCCCAGCUAAGGAUUUAAGUCCCAGAAGACACGUAGCCACUGUUUUCUCCCAAAGUGAAAGCCAAUCUGACUUUAGGGGGUUAUCUCUUUGCAGACCAGAGGACAGCCCACUAUCCCCUGAACCUGUUGUUAAACCCACAGAGCCCACAGAUGAAAGCAGCCUGGUAAAUGUGAACAAAUCUGAGACACCUCUCCAAGCUACUGCAGUAUCCAACCAGGAACCUCCUUGUCAGUCCUACAAUCAGAGGUCUGCUAACAUUUCACAACCACAUCAGAAUGAGCUGAACAAUGUCUUCGAAACACCCUCAAAGAGUGGGGAUUCUAGAGCCCAGAUUUCGGGGGAGUCGGGAGGCCCAGCUCAGCUCACACUUACCAGCCCCAUAGGAAAAAGCUCUAGCCACCAGCAGAGGUUAAGUUUCCCUUUCCCCCUGGAAUCUGCGCUGAAAUCUACAAUAAACCUGUCCCAUUGUCAACUGCGCCACCGCAGUGCCCCAUCUCCAGAGUCAGAACCUGAGCCUCACCUCUAUAGGUCAAAGAGUUUAAAAAACUUCAAUAUGCACGGUGACGGGCUAUGCACAAGCCAUCCUCCCAAAGCCAGGGGGCGCCAUUUUUCUGAGAACACUUCCAUCAACACUGCUCUCAGUCAACUGUCCCUUGAUGAUGACUCUUCCCACAACAGUGCUUACAGUCGAAGAUUCAAAUCUUUUUCUGAGCUUCCUGCGGCUGAUGAAAGUGAAAGUUGGGCGUUGUAUAACAACAGGACCAGAUCGGGUCCCAAGUCCACCUCAUCCAUUUCCAGGCCUAUUGACUAUGGGAUUUUUGGGAAGGAACAGCAGUUGGCUUUCUUGGAGAAUGUCAAGAGGUCACUCACACAAGGAAGAUUAUGGAAGCCAAGUUUCCUCAAGAACCCUGGCUUCCUCAAGGAUGAUGUACUCAAUGCUUCCAACCUGUCGAAGUUAGAGCUGUUGAAUUCAGGUGGUCGGUCACCAGAAGAUGGCUUAGUUCCAAGUGAACCACUUAAUAUCUAUGAGGAAGACCCAGUGGACUCAGACCGAGACACGGACACAACCACCGAUGACGAAUACUACCUGGAUGAAAAUGAUAAAGAGUCAGAACUAUGAGACUGCAAGAAACUGCAUAAUAUAAUAGUCUACAUUUUGCUUUUUAACCAAAAUCUUAUUGUCAAAAUGAAUCUAAAUUUAUAGACAGGUAAAAGAAGAUCUGGCUUGGGCAGUGUCUACACAAAAAUAAUCCAUUUCUUUCUUUUCCAUGUAUGUAUGUAUGUAUGUAUGUAUGUAUGUAUGUAUGUAUAUAUGUAUUUUUUCUUCUGAAUUCUAAGAACGAUUGCUGGUUU
Molecule: messenger RNA, 6330 nt
Organism: Phodopus roborovskii (desert hamster)
Lineage: Eukaryota; Metazoa; Chordata; Mammalia; Rodentia; Cricetidae
Gene: Exph5
Product: exophilin 5
Exons: 6
Coding region: 212-6097 (1961 amino acids)
Biological process (GO): multivesicular body sorting pathway; positive regulation of protein secretion; intracellular protein transport
Cellular component (GO): endosome
Molecular function (GO): small GTPase binding
Source: RefSeq, a predicted model, not a curated record